Molecule: messenger RNA, 2350 nt
Organism: Callithrix jacchus (white-tufted-ear marmoset)
Lineage: Eukaryota; Metazoa; Chordata; Mammalia; Primates; Cebidae
Source: RefSeq, a predicted model, not a curated record
GGGGUGCUUUGGGCCCGCCCCGCCGCCGGGAUCUGCUGGCGGAAGGGGAAGUGGGAGGGCGGGCGACGGUGGGGAAGAUGGCGUAUCAGAGCCUGCGGCUGGAAUACCUGCAGAUCCCACCGGUCAGCCGCGCCUACACCACUGCCUGCGUCCUCACCACCGCAGCCGUGGUGAGCAGCCUCAGCGCCACCUUCCCGUUAUCUGGGCUGGAUAUGACUGGGUCUUCAGGAAACUGGGGUUUGGACGUUGGGGAAGUCCAAAGGGGCUGGUCCCGGUGAUGGGUGGAGGCAUACAGGGAUUAUUCUGGGGUUCGAGUUGGCGCCGAGAAAGCGUAUCCAGUGACCUGAGAAGGGAGUGCUGCUUCAUCGGGGAUCUGCAGUUGGAAUUGAUCACACCUUUUCAGUUGUACUUCAAUCCUGAAUUAAUCUUUAAACACUUUCAAAUAUGGAGAUUAAUCACCAAUUUCUUAUUUUUUGGGCCAGUUGGAUUCAAUUUUUUAUUUAACAUGAUUUUUCUAUAUCGUUACUGUCGAAUGCUAGAAGAAGGCUCUUUCCGGGGUCGGACAGCAGACUUUGUAUUUAUGUUCCUUUUUGGUGGAUUCUUAAUGACCCUUUUUGGUUUGUUUGUGAGCUUAGUUUUCUUGGGCCAGGCCUUUACAAUAAUGCUCGUCUACGUGUGGAGCCGAAGGAACCCCUAUGUCCGCAUGAACUUCUUCGGCCUUCUCAACUUCCAGGCCCCCUUUCUGCCCUGGGUGCUCAUGGGGUUUUCCUUGUUGUUGGGGAACUCGAUCAUUGUGGACCUUUUGGGUAUUGCAGUUGGACACAUAUAUUUUUUCUUGGAAGAUGUAUUUCCUAAUCAGCCUGGUGGAAUAAGAAUUCUGAAAACACCAUCUAUCUUAUGACCACUAGAACUUCAUGUUCCAGGAGGAGUCUACUGUUUUUAUGAAAGCUGCUGUCCACGUUUAGUGAAGUAAGGUAGCAAAAUGAGCAAAACUGAUGAAAGUUUCUAAUGGUGGACUUUCUGACCUGCCAAGCAGGUGGUUGAGAUAAGCAGUGAAGCAGAGUGGAAGUAGCUUUGGACUGGAAACCAGGUAUAGCUGUCCUACUGACCAGUUGUAUAGCAAGUCCCUCCUUUUUUGAACUUCAGUUUCCUGAAAUAGAACAAUAGAACUUUGAUUUCUUUUUUUUUUUUUGGACAUGGGGUCUUGCUCUGUCACCUAGGCUGGAGUGCAGUAGAACUUUUGAUUUAUGAGACCUCUUUCUACUCUGGAAUUUGGUGUCCUUGGGAGAUACCAUAUUAAAAAGGGCUCACUUGAGAAAUAAAAUGUGAGUUUUUGUUAUAAAAUGUUUGUUGUAGAAUAUUUAAGCAAGAAAGUAAAAUUGUCCAUGAUCCUGACACUUGGAUGUAGCAGGGGCUGCUAUUGUUAACUUUUCUUUUUGUAUUCUUCAGACUUUGCUAUCUGUGUACUUUUUUUUAAAUGCUGAGCCAGUCAAGGCUGUUGUGCACUAUGAUUGCGCCUGUGAAUAGCCACUGCUAUUCUUUGGCCAGGCCUUUUAAAAUAGCCACUGCAUUCCAGCCUGGACAACAUAACAUAUGCCUGUAAUCCCGGUACUUUGGGAGGUGAAGGCAGACAGAUCACUUGAGCUCAGUGCAGUGGUAUGAUCGUAGCUCACUCUUAACUCAAACCCCUGGGCUCAAGUGACCCUCCCACCUCAGCCUCCCAAGUAGCUGGGACUACAGGUACACACCACCAGGCUCUGCUAAUUUAAAAAAAAAAUUUUGUGUGUGGAAAUGUGGUCUCUCUGUGUUGCUCAGGCUAGUCUUGAACUCCUAUCCUCAGGUGAUCCUCCUGUCUCUUGGCCUCCCAAAGCAUUGGGAUUACAGGUGUGAGCCACCACACCCCACUUUUUUUUUUUUUUUUUUUUUUUUUGCAAUUGUUUUCUGGCUCAACAAGAUAUACCAGGCUCAUGUUGUGCUCUCCUUGAUCCGGUCCUGGAAUCAGCUGUUUCUUCAAGGAGCCCUGGUUCCUUUAAAGUGGAGAAUGGUAUUUAGAAGCCAGGAUCUGGGUGCUAUAUGUGCUCAUUGCUAUUGAAGUGUUGCUAUUCCCAGAUCCUCUCAGUGAACAGAGCAGUGGAAUUAUAUCUAUGUAUGAUAAUGUAUACACAUGUAUAUUUUUAGAUCUGUAGAUUUUCAAAAACACGGGUUUAUGCUAUCAUUUCUAGUACUACCCCAUGGUUCAUACUAGCUUUUUUCCUUUCUAUUUGUUUCCUCCCAUAUUUUAUUAUGAAAAUUUCUAAACUUAUAGGAAAUCAGAAAAAAAAUGUGAGCUUCAUUUAGGCACCACAUAAAU